Lethenteron reissneri (Far Eastern brook lamprey) is the source of this 454-nucleotide messenger RNA. Its product is annotated as protein Hook homolog 3-like. Gene Ontology annotation, molecular function: microtubule binding; dynein light intermediate chain binding. Gene Ontology annotation, biological process: cytoskeleton-dependent intracellular transport; cytoplasmic microtubule organization. Gene Ontology annotation, cellular component: cytoplasm; centrosome. NCBI's taxonomy places the organism in Eukaryota, Metazoa, Chordata, Hyperoartia, Petromyzontiformes, Petromyzontidae. The record is from RefSeq and is a predicted model, not a curated record.
UUAAAACGAGGCUGGAUGAAUAUUCGGAGAAGCUACGUGAGCUGCAGGUGGAGCUACAGAGGAAAAGUGACACUCUCAGUGACACGGAGACUCGCUACAGAGCAGCCUGGGAGCGUGUGGAGGAUCUGGAGGAGAGCUUCAAGAAGAAGGAUGAGGACAUGAGGAUUAUGGAGGAGCGCUACAAACGCUACCUGGAGAAAGCCAAGAGCGUGAUCCGUACUCUGGACCCAAAGCAGAACCCUGGCAGUGUCCCGGAAUCUCAGUCGCUGAGAAAUCAACUCCUGGAGAGAGACCGACUCAUCAUGACUAAAGAGAGGGAGUCUGAGCGAGUUCGCAUGCAGAGAGAUCAAGAGGAGAAGCUGAUUGUGAGUGCCUGGUACAGCCUGGGUUUGUCUCUGCAGCGCAAGUCUUCUGAUCUGCGUCUCGUGAGCACGGGACCCGGACAGUCGUUCCU